AUGGCAAAACAUUUCAAGGAAAUUGAAAUUCCUCACCAAAAACGCUUCAAUUCCGUUCCUUUCCCUUCGGUUCUCUCUCCAAACACUUCUUUUUCCUUUCCUUCCUCAGUUUCUUCUCUCACUGGCUCCAUAAAAACCGAAACACCGUACCUUGACUCUUUGCUACACAAAACUGGAGCGAUUCUCUUCAGAGGCUUUCCCAUAAACACUGCCUCGGACUUCAACAACGUUGUCGAGGCAUUCGGGUUCGAGGAGUUGCCUUACAUCGGUGGGGCUGCUCCUCGGACUAACGUUGUUGGACGGGUCUUCACAGCCAAUGAGUCUCCACCUGAUCAGAAGAUCCCCUUCCAUCAUGAGAUGGCACAGGUUCCGGAAUUUCCAUCAAAAUUGUUUUUCUUUUGUGAAGUGGAACCAGGGAGUGGGGGAGAAACUCCUAUAGUUCUUAGCCAUAUCAUCUAUGAAAGAAUGAAAGAGAGGUAUUCAGAUUUCGUUGAACGAUUGGAGGAGCAUGGUUUGAUUUAUAAUCGAGUAUUGGGUGAAGAUGACGAUCCUUCAUCUCCAAUUGGCCGCGGAUGGAAGUCGACGUUUUUGACCGAAGACAAGAGUGUGGCUGCAGAAAGGGCAGCUAAGCUGGGAAUGAAAUUGGAAUGGUUGGAAGAUGGAGUGAAAACAAAAAUGGGUCCUAUACCGGCCGUCAAAUACGACAAGUCCAGAAAUCGCAAGAUUUGGUUCAAUAGCAUGGUGGCUGCCUACACAGGCUGGGAAGAUGCCAGAAAUGAUCCUAAGAAGGCUGUGACAUUUGGGGAUGGGAAACCAUUACCAGUUGAUAUCAUUUAUGACUGCUUGAAAAUUCUCGAAGAUGAAAGUGUUGCCAUUCCUUGGCAGAAAGGUGAUUUUCUGUUGAUAGAUAACUGGGCUGUUCUUCAUGCCCGCAAAUCUUUCAAUCCGCCCCGUCGAGUGCUGGCUUCGCUUUGCAAGUAGUCUGUUGUACCAUGUAUCAGUUUCUAAACUUCUGUUCGCUUAAAUUGUGAUGAUGGGAGAGUAGAUUGUGUAUGCAAAUGAACUUCAGCCAUUAUCAUGUUUAAGAUGCCUAAACUCUUGAAAUAAAGGUUUCUUAUCAAAGAAACGUACUUGGAAUUA
This is a messenger RNA of Hevea brasiliensis (rubber tree), 1140 nucleotides long. RefSeq names its product clavaminate synthase-like protein At3g21360. Bases 1 to 981 code for a protein of 326 amino acids. The record is from RefSeq and is a predicted model, not a curated record. Lineage: Eukaryota; Viridiplantae; Streptophyta; Magnoliopsida; Malpighiales; Euphorbiaceae. Gene Ontology annotation, molecular function: oxidoreductase activity. The transcript has 3 exons.